GUUAGCGCUUCUACUUUGUACAAGUUGAUUACCCCUCCUCCGCUCGACGUUCAACUUCUUCCUACAACAUAUCUUGGCCUUGAAACAACUGGGAUAUGUGACUGGUCCCGUAUGAAGCAAUUCGGGAAACAGGUCGGAGCCGGACUCCAAUCGGAGGAACUGGCGCUUAGUGACUGAAUCUACUAUGCAUUUAUGAGCAUCUUUUGUUGAGACGGAUUGACUCUCGGUCGAUUUUAAAGGCCAGGAGGACAACACUCUUGGCAUAUCUGUUGGACGCGCCAAGGUACUACUAUUGUAUUCUCUAGUGGCUUGGUGAGUAGAUCAAUGGAUAGUCCACUUUGCUGCACAGCGGACUUAGCGGAAGAGUAUCCGUUUCCUGCAAAGUCAUCUAAGCUGACCAGUAUAUACCUAGUAUAUACCUAGUAGUAUAUACUACCUAGAAGUAUGCUUAUCAGAAACGUGACGGAUCUCGUUGCUGUGGUUGGUCUUAUCGGACUGAUUGAUAAUGGUCGUGGAUGAGAUGGCGUAAGACCAAGAAAGAGCAAACGGUGAAAUUAAUGUACUCCGCGUGGGGAAUUGAGAGCUAUGCGCGGCAAUCCGAAAAUAAAACACGUCCAUCCCAACAUCCCAACUCCCGUUUCUUGCUUUUUCCGUAUCCCCGUCCUUAUCGCCCUUUCUCUCCGCUCCCCCAGUAAAAAAAGCUUCCGGGAUCCCACUUUCGCUUUACAUGACCUUCUGAUCACCACACACCAGGAGUAAUUUUAAUUGUUACUCCUUUUCGCGCCUUGCAAUGGUCCACGCAACAGGAGAAGAGCGCGCUGUGAACCUAGCCCAAGAGGCUGUCGAGCUGGUCGACGCGGGCCACCGCGAGGCCGCCUCCCGGAACCUCCGAGAAGCACUUUCGCUGGCCCCCGAGAACCCCCAAGUGAAAGCGGCGUUCUUGAAAGUUCAGCACGAAGACAAAGACAGCCACCGGCUGCUGGACCUCUGCCGACGAUACGCCACCCAAAACGAUGAGAAUGCAGGCAAGGAAGCUGCUGCCUACCUCCGCACAGAUGGCUUGAAGUCUCCGGAAAAUGUUGGCUUGGAAUCCUUGAGUCUGUUGCUCGCACAGCGACCGCACUCCCUAUCCACGACGCAGGAUGAGAUCAUUUCCGGGCUGGUGCGACAGAAUGCCAGCGUUCGACAAUAUUUCUCUGCCCAGCUCCAGAUCUCUGUGACUGCAUUUUUCGAUGAUAUUUAUGAACGGGGUGAUGGAGCCGCCGUCUGCCUGGACACGGUGGUGUUGGAUCCCAGUGUGUGGCCAUCCGAGGAUGCGCGAACCCACUGCGAGAGCGAAUUGUUCCAACUGUUCAUCGCCAAGUUGAUGGAGUCGGGCCACGACCUUGAUGGCCGCUCUUUGAAGGGAAUUACAAGACUACUCGCGGUCGAUGCUGACCAACUCCAACAUCUGAUUGACGACGAAGGAUUCGAGGUGAUUCUUUCCUCUUUGGACUAUCGCUUGCCCCUGGAAGUGCGGAGCCAGGCGACUCUGGCUACUGCCAAAUAUCUCGAAGUUGCCAAGGAAGCUGGCGAGAAACAAUUCUCGGCAUUGAUCAUGUCCAUUCUGGGAAAGGGCCGCAUUGAUGAUUUGAUUGUCGCUUUCUCUGCGGCUGCGGCUAUCUUCCCCGUGGCACCUGCUGCAGCUGCCAGUCUCUUCUUGUCGGAAGAGUUCAUGGGAUACUUAUGCCCAUUGGCAUCUCGAGAGGCUAGGAGCAAAAAGGUCGAGGUCCCUGUACUCGAGUUGCUCAAUGCAGCAUGCAUCAACCGGCCGUGCCGUGAAGCUGUCUCUAAGAAAUUCGGAGAGUGGCUGUCUCAUGUCUUGACCAAUGGGAGCGAUGAAUGUUCGGAGUUGGCAGCGGUGGCUCUGGCGAAGAUUCGGGCAUCCGAGCCCGAUCAACCCUCGACUGGCAACGGUAAGGUCUUGGAGGAAGAUAGCGAGUCUGAGCUCGUACACCGAUUCAAGGGACUGAUGUCUGCACAAAAGGUCGAGAACAAUUCGCACGCCGUUGAGGGACUGGCCUAUUCCUCGGUGAAGCCGGCCGUCAAAGAACAACUUGCUAAGGAUCCUACUUUUCUACGAAACUUCAUUGCGACUCUGAAGCAAAAUACUGGAGAUUCAUCCGUUCUAUACGGUGGCUUGAUGGUCGUUUUGAACCUCACAAAGUUCCUCCCCAACCUCUCUGAAGAGCAAAAGAAGAUCUCACAGUUGAAGGACUAUGCGGAUGCGUCUAAAGGGAAGCCUAGCGCAGCCCCAGACAGUCGGGAUGAAGAUGAGGCUGUAUUAGCACGCUGUGCCGCUGUCAUCGAUGCAGGCGUCAUGACUCUGCUGGUAGAGUGUGGACGAAUCGCGCUACCUUCCACCAAUGAACUCUCAGCCAAAAUCUUACUGGGAUUGACAAGGCAUACCAAGUCUCGCGGUGCACUUGCUCAGCAAGGUGCAGUCAAGCUUCUCCUCGGUCUUGCGGCACCGAAACAGAGUAGUUCUGGCCCCGUCACAAACGACACAACACGUAUCGCCUCCCAUGCGCUGGCCCGCAUCCUUAUCUCUGUUGAUCCAGCACACGUUUUCCCAUCAUCUGGGUUCCCUCAAGUGACAUCCGCCGUCCGUCCUUUACUCUCCCUUCUCUCAUCAUCCGAGACUCCUUCGUUCUCUGCCGACCAGCCGCGCGAUCUACUUCCUGUUUUUGAGGGUUUGCUAGCUCUAACAAACCUUGCUUCAUACCCGCACGAUGACUCUGCCCCAGAGCUCACUGUGCGGGAAGGGUGGUCUGCCGUGGAGGAUCUGCUUCUGUCUGGCAAUCCUCGAGUCCAACGAGCCUCAUGUGAACUGGUCUGUAACCUGAUGACCUGUGAGUCUGGUGUCAUCAAAUUCGCCGAUGGCUCCAAAGCAGCUGCUCAGCGCCUUCACAUUCUGCUGGCCUUGACCGACGCCGACGACUUCCCCACACGGCGAGCCGCCGGUGGAGCCCUUGCUAUGCUGACAGACUUCGAUGCCGCGAUGGCUGCUGUAUUGGAUCGACCACGGGGCGUGAACUUGUUACUCGGACUGUGCCAGGAGGAUGACGAUGCCCUCGUUCACCGGGGCGUGGUCUGCGUACGCAAUCUCACCUGCAUCGCGACAGGUGACAUCGGAACCCGCGCCAAAGCCGCCGUGAAAGCCGCUGGAGGGGUUGAAAUUCUCACCGCAUGUCUCAAAAAGACAUCGAACCAAGCCGUGUUACAGGCGGGAGUGGAGGCACUGAAACCCCUGAUCCAAUAAUGGGCAUACCACGUCCAUUUGCUUUUUGCAUCAAGUCAUGCUCGUUGACUCCCGAGAUCUCUUUUAUGUUUCCUUUUGCAUGUUUUGAGGCGGACCGGCUGAUCCAGUGGAGUUUGCUAUCUCUUUGCUCUCUUUUUUUACUUUUUAUGUUUGAGAUGACCUUGUCUAUGAGCACAGUAACGGUCUUAGCGAUUGCUUUUUUAGGGCCGGAUCAGGCGCCUGGAAUUCGGCGCACAGAGUGCAAGGGGUUGCAUAUGGCUUUCAAUAGAGAAUUAUGAAUGAAUGGUUAUACCGCAUCCUUAGGAGCACCUGACCUUUGGGAGUCUGUGGCGUCGCCGGGGGUCACGGGGUCGCG
Messenger RNA from Penicillium canescens, 3656 nucleotides. RefSeq names its product UNC45-central domain-containing protein. NCBI's taxonomy places the organism in Eukaryota, Fungi, Ascomycota, Eurotiomycetes, Eurotiales, Aspergillaceae. The transcript has 3 exons. The record is from RefSeq and is a predicted model, not a curated record. Bases 791 to 3301 code for a protein of 836 amino acids.